CUGCUAAAUAAAGGUGGCACGUGGGCUUGGAACGAAAACAAACUUCUAAAUUUUACACUUUUAAAUUGUUAAUCAUGCUGAAAAGAGUCUUGGGACCAUUGAAAACAAUUAGAGCAGUUGGUGAGAUAACACGAUGUUAUUGUGAAGCUGCACAACCAGAGAUGGGAGAAAGGAGAAUGGCUUCGGAGAAGUGUAUCAAUCAAGUCAAUCUAAUGGGCCGGGUUGGACGUGAUCCAGAAGUCCGGGGCAGCGAAGACAAACCUGUGAUUGUGUUCACAUUGGCCACAAACACCUCAUACCCAAAAGACAACGAGUUUAUCACGCGGACAGACUGGCAUCGGAUUAGUGUCUUUAAUCGAAAUGUCGUUCAAUCAGUUGCCAUGAAUAUUAGAAAAGGUGACCGCCUGUUUGUGAAUGGUAAAAUCCGUUACGAUGAUUACAUGGACCAGAGGACGGGCCAGAAGACAAGAAGCUGUUCUAUUGUUGCUAAUGAGGUUGUGAAUCUAACAAAGAAAUAUCUCGAAGAUAGCAGUGAAUUUGAAGAAAAUUAAGAGUGGAGUACAGGAAGCUGAGAUACCUUUUUUGUUCCUUGAUUUUAUGUGAGAGGUCAGGACAACUGCGUCUUCAAAUCGAUUCCAAGAGAAAUGACUGAAGCUUUCGCGCAAAACUGCCAUUGCCACCAAAAAGUGCUUCUUUGGACUUGGAUUCUCAAAACUUUUUUAAGAUGACCAUUCAAUUACAAGCUUAAAAUCAGCUGCUGUGAUUUUUUUAAUUGUUUUAGAGCUGUAUUCAACUGAUGUAUGGAGAAGAAAUCACACAAAUAUCAGACUACAAUUAUUUUGAGGAGAACUCUUUAUGUCUCUUCGUCCCGCCACCUAUCGCUACCCGCUAAUAUCGAGCAAAUCAUGUGACAAUGUAUCACUUAUGCCAAGUUAUAGACUUGAAUUAACCCACUCUGCCCUGGCAAUGAUGGAAAUGUUGUUCAAAACUCUUAUCUACAAAGUGUUGGAUAAAUAUUUUCUCCUUAUUCAUCAUUUGGGUAUUGUAGACCCUAUACAAGUUCUACUGGUGGAGUUGUUUUCUGUACAAUGGUCAAGUCAUGUGGUGUAUGUGACAAUAAAUCAAAAAUGAUUUUAA
Lineus longissimus is the source of this 1137-nucleotide messenger RNA. RefSeq names its product single-stranded DNA-binding protein, mitochondrial-like. The coding region runs from base 75 to 551 and encodes 158 amino acids. NCBI's taxonomy places the organism in Eukaryota, Metazoa, Nemertea, Pilidiophora, Heteronemertea, Lineidae. The record is from RefSeq and is a predicted model, not a curated record. Gene Ontology annotation, molecular function: single-stranded DNA binding. The transcript has 6 exons. Gene Ontology annotation, cellular component: mitochondrial nucleoid. Gene Ontology annotation, biological process: mitochondrial DNA replication; positive regulation of helicase activity.